Onychomys torridus (southern grasshopper mouse) is the source of this 1517-nucleotide messenger RNA. RefSeq names its product cytochrome P450 11B1, mitochondrial-like. Bases 18 to 1517 code for a protein of 499 amino acids. The record is from RefSeq and is a predicted model, not a curated record. Lineage: Eukaryota; Metazoa; Chordata; Mammalia; Rodentia; Cricetidae. The transcript has 9 exons. Gene Ontology annotation, cellular component: mitochondrial inner membrane; mitochondrion. Gene Ontology annotation, molecular function: steroid 11-beta-monooxygenase activity; heme binding; corticosterone 18-monooxygenase activity. Gene Ontology annotation, biological process: cholesterol metabolic process; aldosterone biosynthetic process; cortisol metabolic process.
GAAGAGAGAGGGCAGCAAUGGCACUCAGGGCAAAGGCAGAUGUGUGGCUGGCAAGAUCCUGGCAGUGCCUGCACAGGAUAAGGGCAUUGAGCACCACAGCAGCACCGGCCCCCAAGACACUGCAGCCCUUUGAAGCCAUCCCACUGCAUUCCAAAAACAAGUGGCUGAAGAUGUUUCAGAUCCUUAGGGAGCAGGGCCAGGAGAACCUGCACCUGGAGAUUCAUCAGGCCUUCAAGGAGCUGGGGCCCAUUUUCAGGUACAGCAUAGGAAGAAAACAGGCUGUAUGUGUGAUGAUGCCACAGGAUGCUGAGAAGAUAUUCCAAGUAGACAACAAACAGCCCUGCCGCCUUCUCCUGGAAACCUGGGUGGCCCACAGAGAACAGCGUGGCCUGAGACGUGGCGUGUUCUUGCUAAAUGGGCCUGAAUGGCGCUUCAACCGAAUGAGGCUGAACCCAAGUGUGCUGUCACCAAAGGCCGUUCAAAAGUUUGUCCCCAUGGUGGACAUAGUAGCAAGGGACUUCUUGGAGACCCUGAAGAAGAAGAUGAUGUUGAAUGCCCGUGGAAGCUUCUCCAUGGACUUUUAUUCCAGUGUGUUCCACUAUACCAUAGAAGCCAGUCACUUUGUUCUUUUUGGGGAGCGGCUGGGCCUCAUUGGCUAUGGCACGAACUCUAGCGGUGUGAAGUUCCUCAAUGCCUUGCAAUCUAUGUUCAAGACCACCACACAGCUCCUAUUCUUGCCUGGGAGCCUGACUCGCUGGACAAGCAGCCGGGUGUGGAAAGAACAUUUUGAGUCCUGGGAUUUCAUUUCUGAGCAUGUCACAAAAUCUAUUAAGAAUGUGUAUCAAGAGGUGGCAAAGGGUGGCCUUCAGUCCUGGAGUGUCAUAUCAGAGCUGAUAGCAGAGGGUGCUCUACCACUGGAUGGCAUCCAGGCCAAUACUUUGGAACUCACUGCUGGAAGUGUGGACACGACAGCAGUCCCCUUGAUAAUGACCCUCUUUGAGCUGGCUCGGAACCCAGACAUUCAGCGGACACUUCGGCAGGAGAGCCUGGCAGCCGAGGCCAGCAUUGCGGCAAACCCUCAGAGGGCCAUGUCGGACCUGCCCCUGUUGCAGGCUGCCCUUAAGGAGACCUUGAGGCUCUAUCCUGUUGCCAGCUUUUUGGAGAGAGUUUCAAGCUCUGACGUGGUGCUUCGGAACUACCAUGUCCCUGCUGGGACAGUCCUCAAUGUGAAUCUCUACUGCAUGGGACGAAACCCUUCAGUAUUUCCAAGGCCUGAGCGGUACAUGCCCCAGCGCUGGCUGGAGAAUAAAAGGAGUUUCCAACACCUGUCCUUUGGCUUUGGGGUGCGCCAGUGCCUGGGGAGGCGACUGGCUCACGUGGAGAUAAUGCUCCUGCUGCACUAUAUCCUGAAAUCCUUCACGGUGGAGACACCCAGGCCAGAGGAUGUGCAGAUGGCCUACCGCUUUGUUUUGGUGCCCAACUCCAGCCCCUUCCUCACCUUCCGGCCUGUCAGCUAG